AUGGAGUCCCUUGACCCCAAAGUAAGAGGCCUUCUCCCGGGCGGGUAUGGCCCCUUCUUCUUUUUCGCCCAGCUUAUCCUGAGCGCAACGGGCAUUGACAUCGGACCUUACGAAGCCCAAAUCCUGACCUUCAUCGUGUUCAUCGCUGGUCUCGCCUACGCCUACACGAGAUGCAUCGACUUCGUGAAUACGAAGUUAAUGUGCCAUCUCACGUUGGACGGCUCGGACGUUGGUUACGCCCCGGCCGCAAGAUUCAUCCGGCACAAGUUCGACAAGGCCAAAGGUCGUGACCUAACUGUCAGAUCCGUACGUAUGAAUGAAGACUACGAUGCCAUCCCUAUCAAAGACGGUUUUGCCGACUUGUCCAAGUUUCAAUGGACGAGGCAGUACAUGCCGGGCUGGGGAGUACACUGGUUCACCUAUCGUGGACACUGGGUGAGAUUGUGUCGGAGUCGUCGACAAUUUGAAGUUUCGGGACGGCCAGUCAGGGACGACCCAUGGAAUGAAACCCUUCGGUUUAGCUGCUUUGGAUUCAGCCCCAAACCCCUCAUGGAGAUGCUGGACCAUGCUGCAGACGAGUAUGACUCGUCCAUACUCCAGGGCAUGGUCUCGAUAUUCAGACCAGUGGACAAAUGUGCUUGUUGGGGGCAUCUUGCAACGACACGUGCUCGGGGGAUCGAUACCGUGGCAAUGGACGAAGUGGCCAGGACACGGACCAGAGACGACAUCAACAGGUUUCUCCUCAACAGGGCCUGGUACGCGGAGCGGACCAUACCCUACCGUCGCGGCUACAUGCUGGAGGGUCCGCCAGGCACCGGCAAAUCGAGCCUGGUGCAGGCUUUGGCGGGCUUCUUCGGCCUGAACACCUACCUCAUCCCCUUGCUUUCCAAGAAUCUGACCGAGGACAAUCUGGCGACCUUGUUUUCCAUGUUACCAGCUCGCUGCAUAGUCCUGUUCGAGGAUAUCGACACCGCUGGCAUCGUCGUCCGUACCCUCAACGAUGGCAAGCUCGAGGCCCCCGCUGAGUCCGAUGAAGACGACGAGCAGACCGGCGUUCGCUGCAACAUCUCUCUCGCUGGCCUCCUGAACAUCAUUGAUGGUGUUGGUGCUUCCGAGGGCCGCAUCCUCAUGAUGACGACAAAUGCCAUCGAAAAGCUUGAUGAGGCCCUCGUGCGCCCCGGUCGGAUCGACGUCACGAUCAAAUUCGCCCUCGCGACAGAUGAGGUGGCCAAGGCCUUGUUCUCACGCCUGUACAAGGGCUGCCCGGGAAUGACAGACGAUCUGGCAGCGGCAUUCGCUUGCAAGUUUGGCGGUGGCAAGAACAGCCCUGCCGUGAUCCAGUCCUUUGUCAUGGAGUAUCCAGAUGAGCCUCAAGAGGCGUUCGAACUGGCGGAUCGCUGGAUCGAGGAGCACGUGAGAGUGAAGAAGGAGACGCCGUCACGGGAUGAAAAGCUGACGUACGUGGAGGUCGAGCAGAAGGAGACAACUCAGCUGGAAGAACAGCCGAGCAGAGCGUGA
Molecule: messenger RNA, 1518 nt
Organism: Exophiala xenobiotica
Lineage: Eukaryota; Fungi; Ascomycota; Eurotiomycetes; Chaetothyriales; Herpotrichiellaceae
Exons: 1
Coding region: 1-1518 (505 amino acids)
Biological process (GO): mitochondrial respiratory chain complex III assembly; protein insertion into mitochondrial inner membrane from matrix
Cellular component (GO): mitochondrial inner membrane
Molecular function (GO): ATP hydrolysis activity; ATP binding
Source: RefSeq, a predicted model, not a curated record